Messenger RNA from Condylostylus longicornis, 1755 nucleotides. RefSeq names its product elongation of very long chain fatty acids protein 7. Gene Ontology annotation, cellular component: endoplasmic reticulum membrane. The transcript is spliced from 6 exons. The record is from RefSeq and is a predicted model, not a curated record. Gene Ontology annotation, molecular function: fatty acid elongase activity. Bases 239 to 1216 code for a protein of 325 amino acids. Gene Ontology annotation, biological process: fatty acid elongation, polyunsaturated fatty acid; very long-chain fatty acid biosynthetic process; sphingolipid biosynthetic process. NCBI's taxonomy places the organism in Eukaryota, Metazoa, Arthropoda, Insecta, Diptera, Dolichopodidae.
UCCUAAUUAAAUCAAAUACAAAUAAAAAAUUGAAUUAAAUUGUAAAAUUAUAAGACUUUGCUCUUUAAUUAAAACUUUUUUUGUAAAUUAUUAAUUUAAUUAAGUAAAUUAAUAAAAAUUCAAAUUAAAAAGGAAGAAAAAAAAAAUUUGUUAAUUUUUUUUUUCCUAUAAUAACUUAAUAAAGUAGAUAAACACAAACCUAUAAACCUUUAAAAAGAAGGACAAAUAUAUUUUCAAAAUGGAAAAGAACUUCACAUCAGAUUAUGAUUUUGCAGCAAAUAUUGUUCAAAUUGCAUUUGAUGAAUUAGAACAACAUCAUGCAACUAGAAAUUAUACUGGAUUAAUAACAAGAUAUUAUAGAUUAGUGGAAGCUGACUAUGGAGAUCCUAGAGCAGUUAAAUACCCAUUUAUGGAUAGUCCUUUACCCACAAUAGGUAUGGUUUUAACAUAUUUAGCAUGGGUAUUAGUCAUAGGUCCUAGAUAUAUGAGAGAUAGAAAACCAAUGCAACUUAGAACUACAUUAAUAUAUUAUAAUGCUUUCCAAGUACUUUUAAGCGGAUAUAUGUUCUAUGAGCAUUUAAUGGCUGGCUGGUUAAAUUAUUAUAAUUUAAAAUGUCAACCGGUUGAUUAUUCAGAUGGACCAAUGUCAAGACGGAUGCUUAAUUUGUGCUAUAUUUAUUAUUUAUCAAAACUGACUGAAUUCGCCGAUACAGUGUUCUUUGUAUUAAGAAAGAAAAAAUCUCAAAUUACAUGGUUACAUGUUUAUCAUCAUUCGUUGACACCACUUGAAACAUGGGUUUUAGUCAAAUUUUUAGCAGGUGGAAACGCGACAUUCCCAAAUAUUCUUAAUAAUUUUGUACAUGUAUGUAUGUAUUUCUAUUAUAUGAUGGCUGCUAUGGGACCACAAUAUUCAAAGUUUCUCUGGUGGAAAAAAUAUAUGACAGAACUUCAAAUCGCUCAGUUUAUUCUUUGCAUCAUUCAUACAACGCGUGCCUUAUUAAAUACUCAAUGUCAAUUCUCAAAAUUCAUUUCAGCUUUAUUAUUACUUAAUGCAUCAAUAUUCUUCUGCUUAUUUAUGAAUUUCUAUGUUCAAAAUUAUAACAAAACAGCAGCUUUAUUAACAAAAAAUACAAUGGUACCACAACAACAACAGCAACAACCACAACAACAGUCACAGCCCAUAUCAAAUGGAGUAGAUAAUAAAAAAACUCAAUAAAAAAAAUUAAAUUAAAAUUAAUUAAUUAAUUAGCUUUAAAUUAAAAUAUCCUUCUAUAUAUACAUAUAUAUAUAUAUUAUUCUAGCUAUAUUAUAAAAUAUUUAAAUUUUAAAAUAAAAUUUUAAAAAAAUUCAUGCGGUUAAAGACAAUAAUUUAAAUUAAAAUGUAAAUUUAAAAAGCAAAAAAAAAACAAAAAAAAAGUUUAGUAAAUUAUAAAAAAUUUUUUAUUUUCUUCUAAAAAGAAAAACAAAGAUAUUAGAAAAGUUAAAUAUAAAAUUUUAAGAAGAAAAAUAAAAGCCAGCAUUGUAAAUAUGAAAAUUAAUUUUACUCUCAUAUAAAUUUAUUUUUAUAUAUAAAUAUUAUGUAUUUUAAUUAUAUUUAAUUAAAAUAUAAAUAAAAAAAAUGACUUGCCAGAGAUUGUAUGCCUAUAUAAAAAUACUUUUUAUCUAGAUUAAAUUUUUUCUAUUUUUUAAUAAUAUAAACGAAAAAAAAAAUAAUGAUUUAAGACUAAAAUAUUUUAUGUAUAUGAACUUAAUAAU